Cooperia oncophora is the source of this 453-nucleotide messenger RNA. NCBI's taxonomy places the organism in Eukaryota, Metazoa, Nematoda, Chromadorea, Rhabditida, Trichostrongylidae. The record is from the annotation of a GenBank genome assembly.
AUGCCUUCGACAUUACAGCCACCGCCAUCCGUCGAGGAGCUUGUACCGGUGGAUCCUUGCGCGGAAACACCUAUGGUGGCCUUAUCAGUCAUUGAGAGCAGUGCUUCGUUCAGAUUUGAACCAAACGUGAGCUAUCGCCUGCGAUUGGAUGGAUUGGACAUGGAAAGCUUGAAAUCGAUCAAAUGGAAGAUUGGAGAUCGUAUCAUCGCCAGCUACGAUCCUGCAAAACCAUGCCAUGAACAAGGGAUAGCCGUACAUGAGAACGGAUUCGAUCUAAUUCUCAUUGAACCAAACGAAACGCAAGUGGUCGGUGUCGUCAUUGAGGCGUUCACCGGAAAACACCGAUUCAGAAUACAUUUCUUGGUGGACAGGUACGUGACUGAACUAAUUGAAAAACCUAAAAAAACCCUCAGCAUUAUUCCUGCCCCGUCACGGGAUCCGCUGUUCCUGUGA